Rotaria sp. Silwood2 is the source of this 528-nucleotide messenger RNA. The record is from the annotation of a GenBank genome assembly. Lineage: Eukaryota; Metazoa; Rotifera; Eurotatoria; Philodinida; Philodinidae.
AUGAAUUUUACUGACAUUUUUUUCGUUACAGAAUUAACUGGCUGGCUUCGUUUAUUACCGAAUACAAAAUGUUUGUUUGUUAGUACAAAUGAAUUGAAUUAUUGGAUUACUAAUGGUCGUGACAAUGAAUAUCUUCAUGCUUUUCUUCAACGUAUUGAUCGACUACAUAUAGAAUGUUCGUCUAUUAUAAAUAAACAUUUGAAUGAAGAAGUGAUGAUUCCACUUCUUUCUUUCGUUAUUAAUAAACGUCAUUUUCCUCGAUUAGAAUGUCUACGUUUCAUUCAGUGUAAACAUAUCUUAUCAGCAUGGUGUAACAUUGACAAAUGGAUUGAUUUCAUUUUCACUCACUUGAAUGAACAUCAACUCAAAUAUCUACGUUUUAGUUUUAUCGAAAAGGAACAGGCAAUGACUGAUAUGCAGACGGGUGAUGAAACAAUUACAAUGACUGAUCCACCAUGCAUUGUUGAUAUUCAUCGACUUGUAUCAGAAAAUCGCAUCUCAUUUUGGAUUGAAAGAAAAUAUAAAUAA